Molecule: messenger RNA, 2169 nt
Organism: Impatiens glandulifera
Lineage: Eukaryota; Viridiplantae; Streptophyta; Magnoliopsida; Ericales; Balsaminaceae
Product: subtilisin-like protease SBT4.3
Exons: 9
Coding region: 1-2169 (722 amino acids)
Biological process (GO): proteolysis
Molecular function (GO): serine-type endopeptidase activity
Source: RefSeq, a predicted model, not a curated record
AUGACAAGAUCCAAUGCUGUUCAUUUGUUAUUCAUUCUCUUUGUCAUGUUUAUUUCAUCAAUAAUUGGGAUCUCUUUUGAAUCAGUUGAUGAACAAAGAAAGGUGCACAUCGUUUAUAUGGGAAGUCUUCCAAAAGGGGAGUACUUAGCUCGAGACCACCAUGUUAACUUGUUGCAAACAUUAGGCCAUAACAAAAUUACGGUGGAGAAUACAUUAAUAAGAAGUUAUACAAGAAGUUUUAAUGGCUUUGUUGCAAAUCUAAACUCACACGAAGUAUCAAAACUUAAAACCAUGAAAGGUGUUGUCUCUGUUUUCAUGAGUCGUCAAUCCCAAACUCAGACCACGCGUUCUUGGGAUUACAUUGGCUUAUCCUUACAAGUUUCUCGAAAUCCAGUUGUUGAGAGUGACAUCAUAAUUGGACACCUUGAUAGCGGUGUGCUACCCGAGUCACAUAGUUUCUCUGACCAAGGUUUAGGCCCUAUUCCUCAAAAAUGGAAAGGUUCAUGUCUUGGUGGAAAAAACUUCACUUGCAAUAAAAAGUUGAUUGGAGCAAGAUUCUACAACUUUGACGAUGACUCAGCAGUAGAUUUAGAUGGUCAUGGGACUCACACAGCCUCUACCGCGGUUGGAAGGGAAGUGGAAAAGGCCAAUUUUUUUGGAAUAGCAAAUGGAACUACUAGAGGAGGUGUCUCAUCAUCAAGGCUAGCUACAUACAAAGUGUGUAGAUUUACAACAUGUCUUGACCAUGAUAUAUUGGCCGGAUUUGAUGAUGCCAUUGCCGAUAAUGUUGACAUUAUCACUAUCUCAAUUAACUCUGAGUUUUCUCAAAACAUUAGUGAUAGUGUUGUUGCCAUUGGCUCGUUUCAUGCAAUGGAGAAAAACAUUUUAACAGUAAAUUCUGCGGGAAACAAUGGAAUGUCAGGACUUGGAACAACAGUCAGUAUUGCACCAUGGGUAUUCACAGUGGGAGCUAGUGCAGAUAGAUUAAUCAACAACAAACUUGUCCUUCAAAAUGACCGCACACUCAUGAGCACAUCGGUGAAUGCUUUCGACAUGAGAAACUACAAGAAAUUAGUAUAUGGUACAAGUUUGAGUUCUCUUUGUGAUGAAUCAAUUGCAGAGCAAUGCAUAUUUGAAUGCAUAGAUCCUCUUUUGGUAAAAGGAAACAUCAUGGUUUGUGAUAUUGGUGAUGCUACAAGCUUAGAUGUCUUCUCAACCGCGGAAAGUGUUGGUGCAAGUGGUGUUAUUCUUCGAAUGGGUGAAUCAAUAAUACAUGGUCCUAGAAUCGUUCCACUACCCACCGCGAUACUGAAUGACGAUGACUUUAAUUAUGUUAAAUCUUACCUUAAAUCCAAAAAAGUUCAUUCAGCACGCAUAAUGAAAAGUGAGAUUCUUCCAAAUCAAGCUCCUACGCCUGAUAUAAGUGCACCUGGAACAAAUAUUUUAGCGGCAUUUCUUCCAUCAAAGAAUCCUUCAUUCUACAUAUCAAAUUCUAAAACAUUCAAGACUAAUUACACAUUCAUGAGUGGAACUUCUAUGUCGUGUCCACAUGUUGCUGGUGCAGUUGCUUAUGUGAAAUCAAAACAACCUAAUUGGUCUGCUUCUGCUAUCAAAUCCUCUAUUAUGACUACUGCUCGGGACAUGAACUUCGAUUACAAUUUAGAUGCUGAACUUGGUUACGGGGCAGGAUACCUAGAUCCAGUGGAAGCCGUAAAUGCUGGACUCGUGUACGAGACAUACAUAGAAGACUACUUUAAAAUGUUUUGUGGUUUAGGUUCCGAAGGAGAUAAGUUGACAAUGAUGUUUAAAGGAAAAACAAAGUGUACAAAUGGGACCGGAAUGUCUCCAAAAGAUCUCAAUUACCCAGCAAUGACAUCAUCCGUGUUUGAGAACUCAAAUUUCACUAUUACAUUCUCAAGAGUUGUAACAAAUGUUGGACUUCCAAACUCCACAUAUCAGGUAAAAAUCAAUAUGGAGAAUAACAUGGUUGAUGUUAAUGUGGAGCCAAACGUUCUCUCUUUCACUAAUCUGAAUGAGAGAAAAUCUUUUAUAGUAACAGUUAGUGGAAAAUGGUUAAAUCAAGAUCAUGUUUCUUGUUCUUUAAUCUGGUCUGAUGGUACACAUAGGGUUAGAAGUCCUAUUUUCUUGUAUCGAUCAUCAAUUGUUUAA